Molecule: messenger RNA, 3038 nt
Organism: Chaetomium fimeti
Lineage: Eukaryota; Fungi; Ascomycota; Sordariomycetes; Sordariales; Chaetomiaceae
Product: RNA12 protein-domain-containing protein
Exons: 4
Coding region: 331-2889 (852 amino acids)
Cellular component (GO): mitochondrial inner membrane
Molecular function (GO): RNA binding
Source: RefSeq, a predicted model, not a curated record
CAGAAAACAGAGUCUUGAGAAAAGGGAUGGAUUGAAUCAGUGUAUACCUACAUAAAUAUGAUAUUCAAAUGAGAGGUUUAAAUUUGUCAAGACCGGAAAGUCGCAGUUACUAUGAACCAGAACACGGUUCGUUAGUCUUGUCAGUCGAAACCAGGGCCCAAUGACCUCAUUGAACCAGGGCCACCACCUCCCGCUUCGUCGUCGCACCCGACGUGGGGGACUUGUUAAACAACCACCAACCCGGGAAUAUCUAAAUUCUCAUCGGACGACAUUUUUCACGCGUAGUCACCGGGGCCUUUGAUUUCACGACAUUUGUGUUGCCAUGAAGCAAUGAUACCAGGACGAGUCUUGUUUCGGCCGGUCGGCGGGCACGGGCUCAGGCCCCCGCCAUGCCUGGUUACAACAACCUGCGCUCUUCGACACCGAUCGCCGGUAACUACAAGACUGGGCCAGCCGAGGCGUCUGAUUCGGAGAUGGGAGAGCACAUCGGGAACUGUUGGGAGCGACAACUCGGGACAUAUCGACACACAACCCAACGAGGCAAUCCUCUUUUUUGACAAUAUCUUCCCCCUCAAGCUCAGCUCAGUACUGCUCUGGAGAGCUUGGGAGACGAAUGAACUGCUCAGGCGAUUCAACAGCGCGUCCUUGAGUUUCCUUGACCCCAUUGGCCUCGUCAAGCGGGCAAUCCCCGAAAGCGCCCCGAUCAAGGUCACCGAGAUCAUCCCGCGGCUCAAAGAAGGCGGGGCUUACGUCAAGUUUACCUAUCCUGACAACAUAUCGCCCGCGGACAUAGAAGAUCAACUGGUCAAAUCUCUCGACAAAACACCCAUCAAGCCGUGGUUCAACCCCUUCCGCCAUAUCAAGUCGCGCCUUGUCCUUGGCCGGCCGUGGCUAGAAGACCUCUACCGCCUCCCGAAGAACCGCCUCAGGAUCGAGUUUGUGCCCGCCAGGAACUCCGAACCGCCAACCGAAUUAUCACAGGAGUCCCUGUACAGCCUGUUUCGCCGAUAUGGGAAGAUCUCUGACAUUACCUCUCAACCCCCCGACUCCAAGGUUCUGCCCAAGUUUGCAUAUGUGGACUUUGUCUUGGUCCGGGACGCCAUUCUAGCCCGGAACUGCAUCCAUGGGUUUGUCCUCCAAGAGGAAGGGAGCAAGAGCCUAACCCGCCUGCGCUUGUCGUACGAACAACGAGUAAAGGCUCACCAAAUUUGGAACUGGGUCACGAACCACCCGCGGAUCGUCAUCCCCAUAAUUGCUGCCUUUUUGGCCGCCUUUACCGUUGCCGUCUUCGACCCGAUCCGCGAGUUUUUCGUCAAGGUGCAUGUACAAAGGUCUUUCGAGUUCACCGAUAGUAAACUGUACAAAUGGUUGAAACGGCAAACCUCCGACAUCCUCACCUUCCACAAGCGGGGAGACGACGACGCGGGCCUCAGUGCCCUAUUUACCCACCGAAGGGACCUGAUCGACUCAAUACAAAAUAACCUACUUGAAACCGUGGGGACAUUCAUCGUCGUUCAAGGACCACGUGGUUCUGGAGGCCGGGAACUUGUUAUGGACCAAGUGCUUGAGGGGCGGCGCGAUGUGUUGGUGGUAGACUGCAGGCAGGUGGUGGAAGCACGGGGCGAGGCGGGAACCAUCAGGAAGCUGGCUAAUCAGGUCGGCUACCGCCCUGUAUUCUCCUGGGCCAACAACCUCAGCAGCAUGGUCGACCUCGCCAUCCAAGGCACCACGGGAGUCAAAACUGGGUUUUCCGAGACUCUCGAAUCACAAGUCACCAAGAUCCUCCAGACCACCGCCGAAGCCCUCAAGGAUGUUUCGCUCGCUCGCAGGAAGAGCGAUAGGGAUGCGAGCCUCACAGACGAUGCCUAUUUAGAGGCCCACCCGGAGAGGCGGCCCGUCAUCGUGAUAGACAACUUCUUACACAAGAGCGAGGAGAAGGCUAUCGUAUACGACAAGAUCUCGGAAUGGGCUUCUGCCCUUGUGCAGGCCAAUAUCGCCCACGUCAUCUUCCUAACUACCGAUACAUCGUUUUCGAAGCCCCUUUCGAAGGCACUUCCGGAUCGUGUUUUCCACCAGAUUACCCUAGGUGACCUCACUCCCGAAGUCGCAAAGCACUUCGUGGUGUCGCAACUCGAAACCGACGACGAUUCCGACAAGAAGGUGAACCAUGCCUCUCCUUCCAUCAGCGAGAAGCAACUCCGGAGGGACCUCCAGGAGCUGGACGAGUGUAUUGACGCCCUGGGCGGCCGCCUAACCGACCUACAAGUCCUGGCCCGCAGACUUAAAGUUGGCCAGAGCCCGAAGAAGGCCGUUUCAGACAUCAUCGAGCAGAGCGCGUCCGAGAUCCUGCGCAUGUUUCUCCUCGCCAACAAAGGUGCUGCCGGCUCCGACGACAAGAAGUGGUCGACCGAGCAGGCCUGGUAUCUGAUCAAGGAGAUUGCCUCCAAGGAAAACCUACGCUACAACGAAGUUCUGCUCUCCAACACCUUUGCCUCGUCCACCACCGCCGGCGCUGGCAACGCCGAGGCUGCCCUCGAGAGUCUCGCCACUGCCGAGCUGAUCACGGUCAAGUCGCGCAACGGCCGACCCGCCACCAUUCGUGCCGGGAAGCCUGUGUACCAGGCAGCCUUCAAUAGGCUGCUCAACGACGCAGUCGUUAACGCGCGGAUGGACCUGGCGUUGCUGACUGAGCUGGCCAAGAUCGAGGCGAAGAUUAUCGACAAGGCCGAAGGGGAGCUCAGCGUGCUUGGAAGUUUGCCCUCGCAACCGUACGAGACUACCGACCGGAUCAACUACCUUUUAGCGAAGCUGCAGAAGAGCCAGCAGAAGAUCGUGGCGUAUGAGAAGGAGAUGGCUGGGUUGAAAAAGGUGUUGUCCGAGGAGGCUUGAGGGCUUCUUAUCCAAGUGUUUAGCGCGCGAGCAAUAGCGGUGGCGUUGGAUACCCUUCUCAACUUCGAUUUGUAGCCGGAGCCCCUCAGUUAGAAAGAAAGCUGUAUUAUACAAGCAAGCACUGGUAUAUUUUGAAGCGGUGAGCGACU